Bathycoccus prasinos is the source of this 234-nucleotide messenger RNA. RefSeq lists its product with no specific name. The transcript has a single exon. The coding region runs from base 1 to 234 and encodes 77 amino acids. The record is from RefSeq and is a predicted model, not a curated record. Lineage: Eukaryota; Viridiplantae; Chlorophyta; Mamiellophyceae; Mamiellales; Bathycoccaceae. Gene Ontology annotation, biological process: regulation of actin filament-based process.
AUGGACGUUGAAGGAGAGUGCAAACAACUGAUACUCGCCAUCGAAAGGAUAUCCACCGCCGAGAACAAGAAAUCGUGCACUUUUGGUGCUUUAUUUCGAGACGAUGCGGUACAGAACGAGUUCGAAGCAUUAAACGGAACUCUACGAGCGGCAAAGAAGAGAAAAAUGAUCAGCUUUGAAGGAGAGAUGUUGUUGCAAGGAGCGCACGAUGACGUGGUGAUAACUGUGCUUUAG